This is a messenger RNA of Ilex paraguariensis (yerba mate), 549 nucleotides long. The record is from the annotation of a GenBank genome assembly. Lineage: Eukaryota; Viridiplantae; Streptophyta; Magnoliopsida; Aquifoliales; Aquifoliaceae.
AUGAAUGGUGGCAUUCGAUAUGAAUACGUCAGGAUAAAGGAAUUAUUGUUGGCAUUGGUGGCUAGCCAUGCAGCUCUACCUCCUGAUCCUGAGGAUUAUUGGAAGUCUGCGCUGCCAAACACUCCCGUGCCCAAAGCAGUCAAGGAUAUUCUGCACACUGAAGUGUUGGAAGACAAAAGCACUUCUGUUGUGGUGAGGAAGGAUGCUGUAGACUUAGGGACGAGUCUCAAGGUGGCUUUUGCGUACGUAUAUGCUGCUACUAAGGACCAACUCCAUGAUAACCCAAAUGUUGCUCUUUUCUUUUUGGAGAAGAAUAUGCACAAAGGCACAAAGACGAACUUGCACUUCAUUAAAACGAGAAGAAAAUCCGUCUUCUUGCCUCACCUGGUCGCUGAAUCGAUCCCUUUUGCAUCCGAAAAAAUGCCUGAAAUUCUGAACAAAUUCUCGGUCUCACCCAAUUCAAUGGAAACUAAAGCAAUGAAGAAAACCAUAAAGCAGUGUGAGGAACCUGGCAUCAAAGGGGAGGAACAAUAUUGUGCUACUCGAUAG